This is a messenger RNA of Acanthosepion pharaonis, 1443 nucleotides long. The record is from the annotation of a GenBank genome assembly. Lineage: Eukaryota; Metazoa; Mollusca; Cephalopoda; Sepiida; Sepiidae.
AUGCACUGUCUUCUUUCUUUCUUAUUUAAUUUCGUCUUAUAUCUUUCUUUUUCAUUCGUCCUGUUUCUGCUACAUUUUUUCAUUUACUUUUACUUUAUAUUUUCUCUUUCUAUCUAUCUAUCUAUCUAUCUAUCUAUCUAUCUAUCUAUAUUUCUUUCUUUCUUUUUUAUUAUUAUUUAUUAUUCGCUUUCCUUCUUUUUCUCUUACUUCCCAUCCUCCCUUCUUUUAUCCUGUUUCUACAGCUUUUCUUUUAUUUUCGCACUCGCAUUUCUUUUCUUCUUUGGCCUUCCUUCCUUCCUUCCUAUUCACUUAAUUAUUUGUUCUUCCUUCUCCACCUUAUUUCAUCCUAUUUCUUCCACUCUUCUUUCUUUUCGUCCUCUCUCUUCCUUUCUCUUUUUUACUUUUUUGCUUUCUUUCAUUUGUCUUUCUUUUAUGUAUUCUUUAUUUUCACUUUCCCCACUUUCGUUUACUUUUAUUCUUUAUCUUUCUUUCAUUUUUCUCUCGCUGAUUUUUCUCUUUUAUUUAUAUUUUUCUUAUUUUCUUUUUCCCCAGUCCUCCAUUUUCUUUUCUUUUUCUUUUCUUUUUUCUUUUCUGAUUUCUUUUCUGUUUUCUUUUUUUUAUACCCCUCUUUGUGAUUUUUCUUUUCUUUUUUAUUUACUCACUUCAUUCGUAAUUUUUUUAAUAUCACUUCCUUCUCUUUCUUCUUUCUUCUUUCUCUUUCAUCUUCUUUUUUCUUUUUCUAUCAUCAUUAUCAUCAUCAUCAUCAUCAUCAUCAUUAUUAUAAUUAUUAUCAUUAUUGUUAUUAUUAUUACCAUCAUUAUUGUUGUCAUCAACAUUAUCCUCCUCCUCAUCAUCAUCCAUAUUAUUAUUAUUUUUAUUAUUAUAUCAAUUCUUCUUUUUCUUUUUUUUUUCUUAAUUUUCCUUUUUUUAUUUACUCCUUUCUUUUAUUUUACAUUUCAGUGGCCUUCCAUUAUUUCUUUCCUUUUUACUCUUUCUGUUUUUGUUGUUGUUGCGCCACUUCACCCUGUUUUUCUUCAUUUUUUAUUCCCUCCCACAUAUCUCUCUCUCUCUCUCUCUCUCUCUCUCUAUCUAUCUAUCUAUCUAUCUAUCUAUCUAUCUUUCGCUUUCUUUAUACCUUUCAAACCUACACUUUUACUCCCUUCUCGAAACUAUUUCUUUUCUCUUUCGUCCUCUUCCUUUCUCUCUUUUAUAGCUGCAUUUCUUCAUUCUCUUCGCCCCAAAUAUAUUUUCUCUCUCUCUCUCUCUCUCUCUCUCUCUCUCUCUCUCUCUCUUACAAUCUUCAAGACUCCUCUCUCUCUCUCUCUCUCUCUCUCUCUCUCUCUCUCUCUCUCUCUCUAUCUAUCUAUCUAUCUAUCUCCCUCCCUCCCUCUCUCUCUCUCUCUCUCUCUCUCUCUCUCUCUCUCUCUCUGUGUGUGUGUGUGA